Messenger RNA from Saccostrea echinata, 1997 nucleotides. RefSeq names its product tripartite motif-containing protein 2-like. Gene Ontology annotation, cellular component: chromatin; nucleoplasm. Gene Ontology annotation, molecular function: ubiquitin-protein transferase activity; zinc ion binding. Gene Ontology annotation, biological process: positive regulation of DNA-templated transcription. The record is from RefSeq and is a predicted model, not a curated record. The coding region runs from base 15 to 1997 and encodes 660 amino acids. The transcript has a single exon. Lineage: Eukaryota; Metazoa; Mollusca; Bivalvia; Ostreida; Ostreidae.
UGUGAUCAUAAACAAUGGAUUCAGCCUUUAUAACCUGUAAAAUUUGUUCCAAAAAAUUUACUGACCCUUGUCAUUUGGAGUGUUUGCAUGAUUUCUGUAAAGAGUGUAUUCGAAAUGAUCUGAAACAAAAUCUAAGUACAAGACUAGAUGCAUAUUCCUGUCCAAUUUGCAAACAGCUAACACCAACCAAAAACAAAUCUCCCGAAGAUUGGGUUGAGCAACUUCCACCGAGUGACUUUGUAUCCGCCCUAACGGAAGUGUAUAAACUGAAAAUAGAUGAUGUCUAUUGUUCUCCUUGCAACCGGAAGAGGAGGUCAACAACAGGAAGUAAAUGGUGUCGAACUUGCCGUGAGACCCUUUGUAUAAAUUGCCUCGACGUUCACGGUUCAUUGAAAACUACGAUGAAACAUACCAUUCUGGACCUACAGGAAGUCAAAUCCAGAGAAACAAAGAAGAUCAUUUUCGAUCCAAACUGUAUGAAUCAUGAACAUCAACCUCUGACGUCAUUCUGUGAAGCUCAUGACGAACUAAUAUGUUCGCUUUGUACCGGAGAGAAACACAAAGACUGUACAUCGAUCAGGACCGUCAACGACGAAGUUAGAGUCAAGUCGCAUGACAUUCAAGAUAUCUCAUCGAAAACUUCAGAACAUCUUCAGAUCACUAAUAACGCCUUACAGUCGUCACAGGCAUCUCUCCGAGAACUGGACAAUUCGUUUCUGAACUUAAGCAAUAGUAUUCGAAGUGUUCGAAAGCGUAUCGAUGAAAUGCUAAGUAAAUACGAACGAAAGUCUUUGGAAAAACUUGCUGGGAUAGAAAAUGAAUUUCGAGAAAAAUUGCAACAUGACAUACAAAAAUUAGAAUCCUUAAACGCAGAAUGUUCACACACAAAUCAAUUGCUCGGCAAUGUGAAAGAUUAUGGUACAGAUGGUCACAUCUUGCAAUGUCUCCAACAAGUUAGAGGUAGGAACGUCAGUCACUCGACAGUUGUUGAAGAAUACAAAGAAAUGUGUGGAUUGCCAACGGUUAAUUUUGUGAUCAACAGUCAACUAGAUGAUGUGCUGAACACCUUGACUUCUGUAGGAGAGCUUGUCGUGAAUGAUAUUGGAAACAACAAGAAAACACAGCAGCUGCCCUCUAAAUCCAGACAGACAGAACAUAAACCAAAACCUACAGAGAUAAAACGUAGGUUAGCGGACAAAACAGUGUCUGUGAGAACUCGGUCUGACGAGAAUGUGUGUUUGAUCACUGGCAUUCUCUCUUUGCCUUCACUAGACUGGCUUCUCUGUGACAAAGGAAACAAAAAAUUAAAACUUUAUGACAGUCAGUUUCAGAUUAAAUCGGAGCACAUCCUCGAACAAACGCCAUAUGACACCACCUGCCUCGAUGACCACGUGGUUGCUGUGACGGUGCCAGAGGAAAUGAAAAUAUUGGUCUUCAGGGUCCUAGCUGGAAUCAAUUUACAAGAGGAACUGAAGAUAAACGAUCGCUGCUACGGAAUAAGUUAUUCUUCAAAAGAGGACAAAUUUGUAGUAACGUGUCCUUUUGCAUCACCAGCUUCUGUCCGAAUUCUUUCCAGAAAAGGAGAAGAAUUGAUGAAUCUAACUCCAGAAGAGAACCUGCAGUCUUUGUUUCUUCGUCCAUGGUAUGUCGCAUUUGAUGGAACUGGAAACUCAUAUUUUGUCAGCGAUAGUCAAAGGAAUCGGGUUACAUCUAUCACUAGAUCUGUAUACAGACGGUUUCACUACACGCACGCUAACAUGAAGAGCCCACGUGGUCUAGCUAUGACAUCGAAUGGCGAGAUGUUCAUCGCGGGAUGGGGUUCGGACACUGUGCACAGAGUUGAUGAGAACGGAAGACUCAAGGAAGAAUUUUUGUCCCGCCAUGAUGGGAUCAUAAGUCCUCAGGCCGUUUGUGUAUCGAAAGACAACACCACACUGGCCUUGUCUCUAGAUCAGACCAGCUGUCGCAGCGAUCUGAUGCAGAUUUUUCUUAUAUGA